UUUAAACAUUGAAGAGGGGUGUACACACUGGCCGCGAGAUGCACGUUGAGGAAACGCAGCAAAAGGUAAACAAGGCCAAAAAGGCGGAUAAAAAGCAGCGGAGAUGUCUUGCAAUCAUCAAAAAUGACUGCGAGGUGUCUCCAAGCGAUGAACCCACCACAUACCUGGCGAUUCUCAACGUGGGACUCAGCAAUGGACUUACGGAGGAGUGUCUGCUAACGGAGGCUGCCGCGACCGGCGGAAAAGUCAUUCAGGUGGUCAUGUUGCCGGGCAAAUCUUACUGUUUUUUGAUCUGCGCAAGCUUGGAGGACUCACAGCACAUAUAUGAGGGGAUGCACAACAUAUCGACCAUUGGACAACAGGGAGCUGUUGCCUACCUCAGCUAUGUAAAGCAAUUACCGGCUAUUGCGGGGAAAAGUGAGUGGAACAAGCCUCUUCCCAGAGGCCUUCACGUAAUUGAAGACUUUGUCACCGAAGAGGAGGAGUCAACGCUGUUGAGCGUCAUUGGUGGGGAUGGCAGAACCUCCGAAGUCACGGGAACUCUAAAGCAUCGAAACGUCAAGCAUUUUGGCUUUGAGUUUCUUUACGGUAGCAAUAAUGUGGAUCCCUUCAAGCCUCUGGAGCAGUCAAUACCAUCGGCCUGUGAUAUUCUGUGGCCGCGACUAGAUAGCUUCCCUUCCAACUGGGACUGGAGCUCUCCUGACCAGCUGACAGUGAAUGAAUACGAACCCGGUCAUGGAAUUCCUCCUCAUGUGGACACACACAGUGCUUUCUUGGAUCCCAUUCUCUCGUUGUCCCUGCAAUCCGAUGUGGUAAUGGAUUUCCGACGAGGAGAUGACCAGGUUCAAGUCAGACUUCCGCGCCGAUCCUUGCUGAUAAUGUCGGGUGAAGCUCGCUACGACUGGACACAUGGCAUCAAACCAAAGCACAUUGAUGUGGUACCCAGUGCAUCUGGCGGUUUGACCACUCAAGUCCGCGGCAAGAGAACUUCUUUGACUUUUCGACGUCUGCGAAAAGGUCCCUGCCACUGUUCGUACCCCGCGCUUUGCGACACACAGCAAACCAAGGUGCCACAGGAGUUGACUGCAUCACUGGCUGCUCAGGCCGUCACUCUGGAGCAACAGAAUGUCCACGAAGUGUACGAUAAGAUUGCGGAUCACUUUAGCGAAACGCGACACACGCCGUGGCCACAAGUAGCUGAAUUUCUGGACUCCUUUGAACCCCAAUCUGUGGUGCUGGACAUUGGUUGCGGCAAUGGCAAGUAUCUGGGCUGCAACCCGUUGCUCCUGGCCGUUGGUUGCGACAGAGCGCAAGGAUUACUUGCUGUAGGUCGUCGAAAGGGACAAAAUGUGUUUCGAUGCGACUGUCUUAUUGUGCCCGUCCGCUCGUCCAGCAUCGAUGGUUGCAUCAGUAUAGCGGUCAUUCAUCACCUGGCCACCAAGGAGCGUAGAUUGGCCGCCUUGCAGGAGAUGGCACGUGUUCUUCGACCUGGAGGGCGUGCUUUGGUUUACGUUUGGGCCAAGGAUCAGCGAAAGAAUGAUAAGAAGUCGACUUAUCUUCGGCAAAAUAAGGCAGUGAAUAAGGAGCGUACCACUGAGCAGCAGCAACGUCAGAGGCAACAUCAGGAACUGGAGCAGCAGCUGUCCAAUAAUAACCCACUUCCUAUUCACACUAAUCGCACUGAGUUCCAGCAGCAAGACGUUCUGGUGCCAUGGAAGACCAAGGAUGAACAGAAGACCACGUAUCUGCGAUACUACCAUGUCUUUGAGGAGCAGGAACUGGAAAACCUAGUGUCCCAGCUGCAAGAGGUACAAUUAAUCAAAAGCUACUACGACCAGGGCAAUCAUUGUGCGGUUUUUGAGAAAAUAUCCAAAAACUCUUUAUGAAAAGAUUACAUUUAUGUAAUUCGUUUAUUUGAUUUCAAAAAUACACAUUCACACAGUUUUA
Drosophila erecta is the source of this 1947-nucleotide messenger RNA. RefSeq names its product alkylated DNA repair protein alkB homolog 8. The record is from RefSeq and is a predicted model, not a curated record. Gene Ontology annotation, biological process: tRNA wobble uridine modification. Gene Ontology annotation, molecular function: S-adenosylmethionine-dependent methyltransferase activity; tRNA binding. The transcript has a single exon. The coding region runs from base 39 to 1886 and encodes 615 amino acids. NCBI's taxonomy places the organism in Eukaryota, Metazoa, Arthropoda, Insecta, Diptera, Drosophilidae. Gene Ontology annotation, cellular component: cytoplasm; nucleus.